AUGAUCAAGGCUUCAAAAAGACCUGGAAGCCCUACACAGGAGAGUAUCCAGAGAAAGAGGAAGAGGGGAGAAGAGAUGGGGGGAAAAGCUGAUGACAGACCCAGCAUGUCCUACAAUACUGACAUGGAACAGCUGUCAGGGACAAUCCCAGCAGACGCCCCCAUCCUUGUGACUGGACUGGAAAGCUUCACCUUCCAUAAAAUCCUUGGAGAGGGUGGUUAUGGUAAAGUCAUGCUGGCCACACAUCCCGCCUGCCAACAACAACUGGCAGUGAAGCUGGUGAAGAAGAGGGUCCUGCUUCAGGACUUUAAAGACACUGUCCUGAUUGAGCGACAGGUCCUGGAGGUGACUGGGAAGAGUCCAUUGUUUACCCAUGCUUAUGCCACCUUCCAGACCAAGGACUAUGCCUUCUUCAUCAUGGAGUUUCUUAGCGGAGGAGAUCUAAGUGGCCUCAUGAGAGCCAACGCCCUAUUCACCAUUCCAGUCACCAGAUUUAUGGCAGCUGAGAUCAUCUGUGGGCUGCAGUUUCUCCACACCAGAGGCAUCAUACACAGGGACAUAAAACCAGCCAAUAUCUUAAUGAACAGCGCCGGUCACUUGAAGAUCGCCGAUUUUGGUCUUGCCGUGAUGAACAUCUUUGGGGAUAAGAAGAUCUCAGAAUAUGCCGGAACUCUUAGAUACAUGGCUCCUGAGAUUCUUCUACGGAAGCCCUACAACACGGCAGUGGACUGGUUCUCAGCUGGUGUGAUGAUAUAUGAGAUGGCUACUGGCAAAUAUCCAUUCAAUGCCGGUAUACUGCCUGAAACAAUCGAAAAGUCACUGAUCAAUGAUGUUCCCACCUACCCAAAAGGCCUCAACCCCCAAGCUAGAGACCUUAUAGUGGGGGUGAGUAGAAAGACACAUAGCAGUAAUACAGCGGCUAAAUAUUAUGAAAAUGAGGACAUUGAAAAUCAGGGAUAG
Bufo bufo (common toad) is the source of this 960-nucleotide messenger RNA. Its product is annotated as protein kinase C delta type-like. The record is from RefSeq and is a predicted model, not a curated record. Gene Ontology annotation, biological process: protein phosphorylation. The transcript has 6 exons. Lineage: Eukaryota; Metazoa; Chordata; Amphibia; Anura; Bufonidae. Bases 1 to 960 code for a protein of 319 amino acids. Gene Ontology annotation, molecular function: protein serine/threonine kinase activity; ATP binding.